UUUUGCGAAUGGUCAGUACCUACAUAUUACUUAUCGGCCAUACGUUGUUGUUAAUCAUUCGUAUACACACGUCUCAUUGCCAAGCCAACAUGUCCGCCACAAGUGCCUUCAAGUCCAGUAAAAUUGUACCCGAUGUUGUUGAUACUGCGCCUAAGGAUACCAUACAGCUAAGCUACCCGAGUGGUUCUAAAGCAGAACUCGGUAACGAACUAACACCGACGCAAGUCAAAGAUCAACCGACGGUAUCUUAUCCAGCUGACCCCGAUUCAUUCUAUACGCUUAUCUUCACUGAUCCAGACAACUAUGACGGUCCCGAGCUAGUAUACCGUGAAUGGCACCACUGGCUCGUGGUCAACAUCCCAGGCAAUGACGUGACAAAAGGCGAUGUCCUCUCCGGUUACAUCGGCUCAGGUCCCCCAGAAGGCACUGGCAUCCACCGCUACGUUUAUAUACUGUUCAAGCAACCGAAAAAACUGGUCUUCGAUGAAAAGAAACUGGAUAACAAGUCUAUUGAUGGUCGUGCUGCCUUCUCUACGAAGAAGUUCGCUGAGAAGUACAAUCUGGGAGCACCAGUUGCUGGAAACUUCUACCGUGCACAGUUCGACGACUAUGUACCUAAAUUGUACAAGAGUUUAGGAGUUUAAAUAUGUAUUUUGUAUAUUUUUUCUUGCUCUCCGAUGUGUAUUCAUACCAUUAGGUAUAUAUGAUAAUAUAAUAAAGUAUU
Messenger RNA from Pararge aegeria (speckled wood butterfly), 724 nucleotides. RefSeq names its product protein D3-like. The transcript is spliced from 5 exons. Bases 9 to 644 code for a protein of 211 amino acids. Lineage: Eukaryota; Metazoa; Arthropoda; Insecta; Lepidoptera; Nymphalidae. The record is from RefSeq and is a predicted model, not a curated record.